AUGUGUUCAGUGAAUGCUCCUAAAAACACAUCAGUGUCUGUGUUUCCAUCUAACUCUGUAUUGGAGGGCAGUUCAGUGACUUUGAUCUGCAGCAGUGAUGGAAAUCCAGCAGUGUUCAACUACACCUGGUACAGAGAGAAUGGAGGACAGCUGAAGGAGCUGCAGACUGGAUAUAAUCUCACCUUCAAUGUGACUGAUCGUACACACACAGGACGCUACUACUGCAAAGCCAAAAACCAAUAUGGCACCCAUAACACAUCAGGGUGGCUGGACAUUCAGUAUGCUCCUGAAAACACAUCAGUGUCUGUGUUUCCAUCUAAUCCUGUACUGGAUGGCAGUUCAGUGACUUUGAUCUGCAGCAGUGAUGGAAAUCCAGCAGUGCUCACCUGGUACAGAGAGAAUGGAGGACAGCUGCAGACUGGAUAUAAUCUCACCUUCAAUGUGACUGAUCGUACACACACAGGACGCUACUACUGUCAAGCCAAAAACCAAUAUGGGACCCAAAACGCAUCAGUGUUGCUGGACAUUCAGUAUGCUCCUGAAAACACAUCGGUGUCUGUGUUUCCAUCUUACUCUGUACUGGAGGGCAGUUCAGUGACUUUGAUCUGCCGCAGUGUUGGAAAUCCCACAGUGUUCAACUACACCUGGUACAGAGAGAAUGGAGGACAGCUGAAGGAGCUGCAGACUGGAUAUAAUCUCACCUUCAAUGUGACUGAUCGUACACACACAGGACGCUACUACUGUAAAGCCAAAAACCAACAUGGUACUCAAAACACAUCAGUGUUGUUGGACAUUCAGUAUGCUCCUAAAACCACAUCAGUGUCUGUGUUUCCAUCUAACGGUGUACUGGAGGGCAGUUCAGUGACUUUGAUCUGCAGCAGUGAUGGAAAUCCAGCAGUGUUCAACUACACCUGGUACAGAGAGAAUGGAGGACAGCUGGUGGAGCUGCAGACUGGAUAUAAUCUCACCUUCAAUGUGACUGAUCGUACACACACAGGACGCUACUACUGUCAAUCCAAAAACCAACAUGGUACCCAAAACACAUCAGUGUUGUUGGACAUUCAGUAUGCAACCAAAAUCUCUCUCUUCAGUUGUAACAGAACUGAUGUAACUGUUUGUUUGUGUGAGGCUCAUGGGAAUCCCUCUCCUAAAGUAAAGUGGCAUCUGUCUGGACGUCCUGUCAGUAACUCUACAAACACAUCCAUCAGUGAGGAGCGAUUGAGCAGCACAGACUUGAGGAGCUUCAUUUCUCUCCAUCAGUCACUUACACACACAGACACUCUGCAGUGUGUCAUCAUCAACACUCACAGCACCGCCAGUCAUCAGAUUCAAAUGCUUCACUAUUUUCAUGAGACAAGUAUCAGUGUUUCCUCUGUGCUGAUGGGAGCUGCUAUUGGAGCUUCAGUAAUGAUGAUCUUGUGGGUCAUUAAGAAUAUCUAUAAACGAAACAGCAGAUCCUCAAAGACAGGACAAGAAGAUACCACUGAACUUAAGCUCACUGACAGGGAGAAUGAAGAACCUGUUUAUGCCAAUAAAGCUCUGUUGUCACCUGAUGAAGAAACUUCAGUGAAUUGCCCAGACUCCCUUCAUUAUUCCUCCAUUGACUUCACAAACACCCAAACAGAGUCAGACGAGAUCAGGGGCGUCUCCUCACUUACUGAUGUCUAUGCUUCUGUCCAACAAGACCCUGACCCGCCGCCCAACAACAACAUCUCAACAGUGGAGACGGCAGACAGUAAAGCAAGUGAUCCAGAAUUGAAUAUCAGUACAGACACUGAGCAAGAUCAGGCAAAGAAAACUGAUUUGCAGUCAGAUGAAGUUUCUGAUAUUUAUGCUCAAGUAAAACGUGCCACCCAAAAAAUAAAAAAAUAAGCUACUUUUUAAAAUUUGGAAUUUUGUGCCAUGAUACAUUUAAAAUAGUCUCCAUUCAACAAGACUUUUAAAUGUUUUAAAUGUUUCAUGUUUUAUUAUGUUUGUCCUUAAGUGCAGCAAUUGUGAACAGUGUUAAACAAAACAAACAUCAACUGUGUAGGAUUGUUGUGCCAUUAACUUAUAAAGUACAGUAUUAAUCAUAGAUUAAAAUCAAUGUAGAAUAAUUUUAUGUUUUAUAAAAUAUUCUUUAUAUGUAUUUUUGUGUGUGUGUAUAAUAUUUUUAUGUAUUUUCGUAGUUGAUUUUUAUUUUUUAAUCUAUAAUUGUAGAGAUCCUCUAGCAUGUUAUAACCUUAAAUAAUGUAAUCAUAAACAUUUGUUAGUUUUAAAAAUAUAUCACCACAGGAAUAUACUGAUGUGAACAUCAAUAGGUUUAAAACACCCUUGGGUAAAACAACAAUCUCAAGAUUCAGAAAAACUUUGUAAACAAUGUUUAUUCAGUUAACCAUAUUUUCUAACACCUUGCCUGUUUUGUGUUAUUUUAUUAUUUUAAAAUGUUUUUUUGUGUGUGUGUGCUCUAUGAUUGUUUGUGUUUAUAGUGAAGAAUUAAACAAGUUAACUUUAAUUUUAGAUUAAUAUUAUUUUAACUUUAAUAACUGUACUAGGACUUUAUUUACCAGUAGAGGGCAGCUUUGUGCAUUCAGUGACGAGUCGGUUGCUUUUUUGAUGCACUAAACCAGGGGUGCCUAAGCCUAAGCUAUUUUUGAAAAAAUAGGCCUGUAACAGUGGUGGCUCGUGACUGCUCUUCCGAGGGGCGCAAAUUCAAAAUAUGUGUUUGUUGUGUCAUGUGAACCAUGUGCAUCAUGUGUUUUGUCAAAAUAAGUGCCUGCUGCACACGCGUCAAACCGGUUUAUAAAAGAGACGCUCACAUUCACAAGAUACAUGCAAGACACUCCCUUAAUGGUAAACUCUGAUUACUCAUGAGAUUAUGUGAGUAUCUGGCAAACGCAAGCGUCUCUUUAACCCUUUAGAUGAGUCUGCAGCAGGCAUUUAUUUUGACAAGACACGUGAUGCACAUAGGUUCACUCAAUGCACCGAACACAUAUUUUGAAAUUACGAACCACACACAUGGCGGCCUACAUACAUGUUGUGACGAACUUCGCAUCGUGUGCCCUCGAAAAAAGAAGUUACCGACCGCCAUUGGCCUAUAAUAAAUGUUUUUAAAAUGAACAUUACAACUAGACUCAUUUCAUUUACUAUUGUGUUCAUGUUAAUCCAUAUAGUUUAGAAUGUGGAUAACUCGCAUGCAUGUAGGGGAGAACCGGGGCGAAAAGUAACAAGCGAAAAGCAGGGCGAAAGUAACAAGCAAUUUUCUCAGAGCCCUGAUAACAUUUGCAUUCCAAACCAAGCCAUGACAGCACCUUUAGGACGCAACACUUGAUAGAGCUGACAAAUAUUGCUUUAUUUUGUUACGUUUUGCAUG
Molecule: messenger RNA, 3352 nt
Organism: Paramisgurnus dabryanus
Lineage: Eukaryota; Metazoa; Chordata; Actinopteri; Cypriniformes; Cobitidae
Source: RefSeq, a predicted model, not a curated record